This is a messenger RNA of Mya arenaria, 10260 nucleotides long. RefSeq lists its product as uncharacterized. Lineage: Eukaryota; Metazoa; Mollusca; Bivalvia; Myida; Myidae. The coding region runs from base 4914 to 6863 and encodes 649 amino acids. The record is from RefSeq and is a predicted model, not a curated record. The transcript has 15 exons.
CAUGGUAGUGGCCCUAGUGGAUAUCUAGAUUAUAAUGCUUUACAUAUAUAAUUUAUCUCUAAAACUCUAUGCACAUGAGCAUGUUUGGCUAUGAUUGGGAAUUACUAUUGCCACAACUGGGAACAAUUUGGUACCGAAUAGGCUUAAUUAGAGCUCCACAUGCAUAUUUUGGCUCUGAUUGGCCUGUAUGGUUGCCAACCAGUGGUUAAUUUGGCACUGAGUAGGCUAAAUUAUAGCUGCAAAUGGGCUUGUUUGGCUCUGAAAGUACUUACUAUUUAUCAAAAUAUGACCUAUUUGGUACUCAGUAAGUUUUAUUAGAUUUGGACAUUGGUUUAAUGAGCUCCGAAUGUUUUUUCAUUUGGCACUAAGUAUCCUUAAUAAAAACAGCACAAUGGGUUGUUUGGCUUUAUGGUUUCUAUAAUGUGGUUUAUUUGACAUUUUUCGCAAUGCUUCAAAUCAAGUUUAAUGUACAUACACAGUUACAUUCAAACAACAAAAGGGAACAAUGGAGAUAAUGUAAUAAUAAAAUGUAAAAUAAUUAACUCAAAUAAGCACUUGUCUGACUAGACUUAGGCAUAUAGAAAUUCAACUUAGUACCGACAGUAUACCACUAUAUAACCAUUUACAAUUAAAUGACACUCAUGGCAACUGUGCAUAUAUAAUGCAGGAAAAAAUAUAUAACUUAUAAUUUGACGAAUUAUGACGUGUCAAUAAAUGGGAUUUGUCUUGAUAAUUACUGUUACUUUGUCGUGUUUACUAUUCUAAAAUGUAAUAGUCAAUACCUACCAGUACUUUUUAUCGGCUGAUCACAAAAAAAGUUGCAUAAAAUAACAAAUCAAUGGUUAGUUUGCUUAUAGCUGCAGUUGUGUCUGACUAAAACUUCGAAUGAUUAUGACUCAGUAAGUAUAAAACAACAGCACCAUGUGUAAUAACACUGUAUCAAACAAUGUUAUUUAUCCCAUAUUACAGAUUUACAGAGAAAAUUAAUUUCAUUACAAUUAAUAACAAUGAUUCGGACAAAGCAACAGGCUCUGCAAAAACAUGCUGAAAACUAUGGUGUUUUUUUGUUCUCCUCGUUUGUCUUAUCACUUGCUUUCUCACCCCUGGCUCCAUCCUUACGACUCACAGUUCCUCAUAAUUCAUCUGUGACUGUUCCUGUCAGUUAGCCAGCACACGUGUCGCAUUGGUCUGAACUCAGUUAUGCCUACUUUAGGUUUUUUCUUGUCUCAAUUUCUGUACACAUCACGAAUGCACCAAUCCUCUGUCUGAAGGUAGUUCAUGUCGGAGUCUAUCGGACAGUACUUAAUGAGAUGAUAAUUUAGGAAGCUUUUGAAUAUACUCCUCUGUAUUACACUCAUCAACUUAAGAAGCUGUUGAAAUUCCGCGUGUACUAUCAGUUGAACUUGUCCUAAACAUUAUGUGUUCUUUGUCACAAGACUGUACCGAAGCGUACAUCAUGUUUUCCUACAGGCCAUAAGUUGAUAGAAAAAGUGACUUGCAAACCUUUACCUUCUCUGAGUUAAUAUUAUAAAAAAAAACCUGUAAAGUUGGCCUUUUCUUACUCUUAUCUGAGUUAACUAUACGCAUCGGGACACCUUUCUUAUCAACUAGACUUACUAAAUACAUUUCGUUCAUCUACCAAUUCAAGUCAAGUCAACAGUUUAUUGAGUAAUUAAAGGCCACUGGCCCAAAAUACAUAACAUACAAGAAAGGCAUGAGUUGUGUCAGGGUAAUUAAUCCAUACAAGCAAAGUGUAAAUAAAAAUCAUGAUAACUUCCCCUUAACAAUUAAUGUUUAGAAGGAGAUGGUAUACAUAAUAAUCUAGUUUUCGUAAAUCUUCAGAUUGAUUUGUGUUUAAUAACCUAUAAAAAUCUUCUAAUUCAGUACCAUUAGAAUACCAAUUAAAUAAAUAUUGCGUUCGUAUAUCAUUAUAUUUACAACAUAUAAAGAAUGCAUGGUAUUCACAGUCUAAAACAAAAAUGUUAUUAUUUUCUAGACAAAACCGACAAACGCGUUCUUCUCUUGGGAUAUUAUUAUGCCUACCAGUAUCAAUUAACAAUUUAUGAUUUGAACAUCUAAAAGCUAUUUUGUGUUUGUAAGGUAAGUCUAAAGAUAAAUAACGUUCCACAUUAAGCAAAGGUUUUGUAUUCUUUAUAAUGAAAACACCGACUUGAACUGUUAAUAGAAUCGUGCCAGUUUUGGUUGAAACAAUCAAUAAUUCUCCUUUUAAAAACACUGAUAAAUAUAGAUAUAUCGCCAACAUCUUGAGAUAUCCAGAUAUAACCGAAGCCAUACAUAAAAAGCAUAUCCUUAAUAUAAGUUGCCCAGCAAGUGCGUCCAACUUCAUCUCACGACUUGAGCAUUAAGUAACAUUGUUUAGGGUAUCUAUUAUUAGAAAGUUGUAAUAAUUUGCAAUAAUAUCUAAUACAAUUAGAAAAAUAAUUUAUACAUAAAGGCAAUCUUCCUCAUUCACCAAGAAUCAUACAUGUAUUAGUGCUUUUAUUAACACCAAUAUGCUUCCUACAGAAAUCGUUUUGUACAUAUUCAAUCUUAGGACAGAAUGUAUAGCCCCAAAUCUGGGACCCAUAACAUAGAAUGGGUUUAUCAUAGUGUCAAACAUUUUAAAUAGUUCUUUUGUUGGAAAAUAACCAAAAGGUUUCUGGUAACGUUUAAUAGCAAAAAUAGCUUUUUGAGCUUGAUCUGCUAGUUUGUCUUGUGCUGGCGUCCAUGACAACUGUGGACUAAACAAUAUACCCAUGUAUUUAUAAACAGAUGUUGUUUUUAUAUUUACGCCACGAAAGAACCAUUUCUCAUUAUUUUGUAAAGGGCCACCAUUUCUAAAAACAAUUAUUUCAGUCUUAUCAAUAUAUAUGCAAAAAGCUACAGAAACAUGCUCAGUAGCAAAAAGUUUAAACAUAAACCCGGUUUAGUGGCAUAGGCAAAGACAUAGAACACAAAUUCAAAAACAAGAAACAUAGAACAGCACACAACUCUACAGACAGCACAGUGCAUAAAUACUAUAUAUAUAUUUAUAAAUAAUUGGUAUGCUUAUCAAGAAUUGUUAGGUACCGCCUUGGAACGGUCAGUAAAAUGUAAAUUUACUGGGGGUUUAAACCAGUUUAUGUGCACAAACCUCACUCUUAUCCCAACAAUUCUUAAUAAAAGAUAAAACGCAAAAGAUAAAUCUUAUCAAUGUAUGCAUUAACUUGAGGAAACUUAUCAAUAAAACAAAUAAUAAUAAAAAACGAAAAGGUAAACCCCAAGUACUUCAAUGAUUAGAGAUUCCAACUCUAUCUGCAGACGGAGGGAAACAAUUCAGAGCACCUAAUGCAAAUACUUUUCAAAGAUACGAUGCAGUCAUCGUUAGAAACCAAAAGCUUCACACACAGUCUGCCUUAAAAGGUUUAAAACUGUGUGAUCAUAGAGUUUCAUAAUAAAACAUAACAUAAUCACAGUACUAAAACUGUAAACAAAUAAAGAAAAACAUUAUUAAAAAUAAAAGCGACUAGUAUAUGCUAUUCUCUCCUUCCAAAUGAUUUGAAAACGUAAAAUAUUUGAAGAAAUUUAAGUCACAGCCAAAACACUCGGAGUCAGUCAACACGUGUUCGCCAAAAACGGUUUUAAAGAUAACAUGCAGUAGCAAAUUCUUCAUAAAAAUCAAAGCACUGAAAGUUUAGUUAUGAAAGGAUGCUAUAUUCAACCCAAUAUUUUGUUUCAGGUAUUCAUCUUCAAAUACAAGAAGGCAAGUGCUCUUCAAAAUAUUGCCUUUAUAUCCACGGUUUAAAUAAAAUCCAAGUAAUUCAUUAAGUCUAUCUGCCCAACUGCCUGCUGGAAAUAUUUUAGUUUUACGAAUUUUCUUUAAAACAUCACCAUAAAAAUCGGGAUGAGCAAUACCAUCAGCAAUGAGCGAUUUAAGACUACUAUUGUACUUUGAUAUGAGAUUAUAAUGACCAUUAACAAAUUUAGAGAAAGUUUUCCUUAAUUUAAAAUAUCGGAAACCCUGUUUUGAGAUUGACCUCCAUACCGGUAUUUGAACAAAAACUAUCUAUUACGUUUAAUUGUUGUUGCAAUUUAAAAACCGUUUCCGCACAAUUAGCUACGUCAUCUGCAAACAUUAGGAAAAUAAUAUCUGGCAUGUCAUUAGUAAUGAAAAUACAAGAACCACAAUUUUCUCGUAAAAGGGCUGAUAAUUCAUUAAUGAACAGGACAAAAAUUGUCGAACUUGACUUGCCUCCUUGUCUUGUACCGACAUUACAUGGGAACAAGUUUGUUGCCCCAACUGGUGUUUUAACACAUGUAAUUAAAUCGUGAUACAUAACUUUGAGAAAAAUUACCAUGUAUGCCUAUAUUUUGGAGUGAUUGGAACGGUUUAACGUGGUUUAUUUUGUCAAAAGCCUUACGAAAGUCUACGUAUAAACAGUAUAAGCGCCCUCCCUUUUUUGAUAGAUAUUUUUGCACCAUGGCUUGUAAACAGAAUAGGUUUUCGACUGUCGAGUAAUUACGACGAAACCCAGCUUGACAUUCAUCAAUUUUAUAGUUGUCUUCAGCCCAAUUAUAUAGCCUUUUAUUAAUGGCACCUGAAAAUAUUUUGUACAUUGUAUUAGUUAUAGAUAUCCUCCGGAAGUUCCCUGGUACAGUAUUGGGUCCAGAUUUGUACACAGGACAUAUAAUACUUUGCCCCCAAGACUCAGGAAAAAUGCCAGUCGACAGAAUGCUAUUAGAUAAGUGUAGCAAAAAAGGUCCUAUAUCAGAACAAGUGUAUUUAUAAAACUCGGAAGGGAUUCCAUCUAAUCCACAGCUUUUAUUUUUAACAAGAUUAGAAGUAGCAAGUUCUACCUCAUUUAAGAAUCAGCAAACCAAAAACACAUAUUAACGUGUAUACGUCACCACAAGUAAUACAUCUGACAAUCGAAAUGGGGAAUAAUAUCAGUAUCGGGGACAACAACAAUUUCGAAAACAUCCAUUUUCAUCUGCAGCAAAAUUCAGAUGAAAUAAAGUAUGAGAACUUAGCAUCUCAAAAAGACACCAGUAACAACACUUCUUCAGGCGAACACGAUGACCAAACAGUCAUUAAAUCCAUAUUCAAACUAGUAAAGAAUAAUUUAUCACAACAAAAAAAUGUAGAACAAACACCAAUUGAAAUCGAUGAAGAAACACACAUUACUGAACCGUUUCAAUGUAAUGAAAAAGUAGCGAAUAUCAAAAAUGAUUUGGACGAACGUACCGAGGACAAUUCCGGCGAAAUGCAACACAUCUAUGCAAAGAAAAUUCCGCGAUAUCCAUUUCAUUUUAAGGAAACAAAGGAUCCAUGCUAUUUAGAGGUAAAAAGAAAUUUAAACAAUGUACACAUGAUCGACAAACAUGAACUGCAAGCAUUUGGUCUUUCUACAUAUUUCGACGCCGUCAACCGUGGGGAAAUUCUCACUGAAGAGGAAAAAAAUAAAUGGCAAUGGUUUAGGUUUAUGUCCUUUUAUGAAUACAAAGGUAAAGGAAGUGCUUGCAUAUUAGCAUUAAAUGGAUUUUAUCACGAGGGAAGCCAUGGACAAGAUGCCACAAGAUGCUUUUCCUGCAAAGUAAGGUACAGUAAUUGGCAAGUAGGCGACGACGUGAAAGCAAUCCACAGACAACUAUCACCUGCGUGCAAUUUCCAUUCAGAGUUAGGUCAAGCUACUGUAUCUGUUGCCGGAAACAAUUCAGGACAACAAAGACCGCACACAGAUCAAGCACUUUGUUCGGGACAAACCAGCGAAGGCUUAGGGAACUUCCCCAUUGACGAUCCAGCUGAUUACGGUCCCAGUGGUGGACGACUCGAACCAGCACUACCGGGGCCUUUCAGAAAUAAUGACACACACGAUGAAGAAGGGGUCGUUGGUUUGCCUUGCAUAUACCCGAGCGUGAAUGCAGCGGACCACUAUGAUGACACGCUUUCAAGAUUCAACUCUUCAACUGACGAUGGGAAUAUGCACGGAAGAGACAUUCGUGUAAACGAGAAUGUGACAUUGAAUGGAAGCCCUAAUGCUAGGCUAGCUGACGCUAGGGAGGACGAACCAGGGUCAAAUGCAAUAAUUGAUGACCAUUUUGACAAUCCAGCCGACGUACAAAGAACCAUCAGCGAUGCACCCGUUGAAAGCAGCGGAAACAUUGGAAGACAGAAUCACCUAGUUGAUAAUGGCUGUAACAACAUCGACCAUCAAAGACCGAACAGAUAUGGUAGACUUACCGUCAACCUGGAUGAUGAUAAUUUGGGAAAAGAGAAUGCCAGACAGUCUGAAACAGAAACAAGCGAAGCCAGCAAAUUACCUGUAGCCCAAACCGCCAGGUUCAACGGAGGUCACAACACAACUUCUCGACAGCAUGAAAGUGUCGGUGACAGUGUUGUUCGAACACAUGCGUAUCUUCAGAUGGACCAAGCACUCUUCAAUAAUGAUGGUAAACCUACCAUCAACCUGGAUGAUGAUAAUUUGGGAAAAGAGAUUGCAAGACAGUAUGGAACAGAAACAGGUGAAUACAACACAUUACCUGUAGCCCAAGCCGCCAGGUUCAACAGAGGUCACAGAAAUGCUUCUCCACAGCAUGAAAGUGUCGGUGACAGUGUUGUUCGAACACAUGCGUAUCUGCAGAUGGACCAAGCACUCCAUAAUAAUGAUGGUAAACCUACUGUCAACCUGGAUGAUGAUAAUUUGGGAAAAGAGAUUGCAAGACAGUAUGGAACAGAAACAGGUGAAUACAACACAUAUUUAAUGCAUCAAAGGCAACAUGGUCAACGCCCUCUGACCGAUGAGAAACACGGUGAUGGUUUGGAUGUAUGCAUUCACCGAAGACCCAAACAUGCAUGUCAAAUAUGCCCCAAGAAACCACCAUAAACAAAAACAACAACAUGUCAGCUGAUUGUAAAGCUGAUGCGGCGUACCACUAACCACCACUGCGCCAAAGCUUUGUUGCAUGCAGCUUUUAAAGUGAUGUUCUAUUGUAAAUACGUAAAUUGAAAUAAGACAAAAUAUGAAGAAAAUCAAAUGAUUUGUUUUAUAUCGUAAUGAAGAUAUGGCUUAUUUGUAUUUGAAAUUAUUUUUGUAUUUUCUGUAUUUUUUAUUAAUAUGAGUGAUAUGUUUUUUAUGAGUGUAGUGUAUUCGCUUUCAGCAUAAACUUACUUUUCGAUUUUGUUCAAGUUUUAGUUGAUAAAAGCGAGAUCUAAUGAUAUGUGUUUUUUGAAAUUUAUGGCAGUGAGCUUUUUUCGAUCUAAAAUUUCAAAUAUUCGUUUAGAUCGAUUUAUUGCUACUGCAUGGGAGGAAAACUGCACAUCAUUUCCUUGAUAUUUAAGUUCAUGUUUUUCUAGAAAUGUUUGUUUGACAUUGUUUCAUUGAUUGUGAUAGAGCAAGUUUUAUGGGGCAUCACCAUCUUUUGCUUAUAUAGUGUAAGGAGUUGUGAGCAGUUAAGGCUUAUGAUUUUUUUCAAAUAGUGUUUUGUUCUUCGAUGCAAGUUUUUGUGAACUGCAUAUAUUAUACAAAUCUUAUCUCUUCACUAAAAAUAGUCCUAAAUCAUUUGCACAAAAUACCAGAAAAAAAUGCAAUGCUAUCGAUAGUUUUAUAUUCAUAAAUGCUUCAAAUAUUUUUAAACAGAGUUUUAAAGAUAUUUUGGCGGAUCUGUAUCUAUUUCAAUAAUACAGACUUUUGUCGAAUUGAAAGUAUGUUUUCAUUAAUAAGUGACAACUUCUGUUUAUUUUCAAGUUAGAUGGAAUUGAGUUUCUUCUCCAAUCAAAAGAUAAAAAGGGUCAAACGAUGUUGUUGCUUUUUGUUUAUGUAGGACCCGGCUUUAGUCAUAACUUAGCAAAAAGAUCAAUUUGAAAAGAACUAGAGCCCCGUACGCCCCUAACAUUUGUAUGCAUGCACAGAAAUGUUUUAACAGGAUUAAGUAACAGUUGUAUAUUCGAUUUUAUUUCAACUAUUUCAGUGAUAUAGUUUUGUAAAUGCAGUGUAUACGUUUUACACCGAAACUUGAUUUUCGAGUUUUCACCAAGUUUUAGUUAGCAAAAGCGUUUUUCAAUGAUGUAUGUUGUGAGAAAUAUAUGGCAGUAAGCUAUUUGCGAUCUAAUUGUUUUGAAUUUCGAACGUUCGUUUAGAUCGCUUUAGUAUAAGCCCAUAUUGAAUUGUUUUUAUGUUUAGAGUUAAAAACCUUAGCUGAAAAAUUUCAAGCUAUCCUGAAAUAAAAAACAACAACCCGAUAACAAACGAAUAUUAAAUGAGUUACAUAAUAUGUAGAAUAUCGAAGCCAGAGCCCCCUUAGUCCAUUCUGAACAAUUCACAAUUGUUAGAUCGAUUUCCAUUGCAAAAUGAAUUAAACAACAUAUAAGUGUUGAUCAUGGAAAUCUCACAUAAUGAAUCCUUUGUUUUAUAUCAAAGGCUAUCAUGCUAUUUACACUUGUGUUCUGUAGUCGGAAUUAUAGUAAAAAGAAAUUAAAAGUAUGCGGCAAGAUAUUUGAUCAUAUAAAAUGUGUUGUUCUUUUCGAUCGGGUAGCCAAAAACCUAUCCGACCGCGGACGUUUAACAUAGAAACGAUUCGGUAUGACCUUACUGCAGUUAAGGAACACUGUGUAAUGAACAUUGUACAUAUUAUGUUUGUUAAUUUAGUGCAUGUUUCCUUGAACAAUUUGUUUCCCAUAUUUUGUAUAUUGGGAUUGAGCACGUCGGACUUAGUGUCAACUGUUACGUAUUAUUUUCUUGAAAAAAUCGCAUGAAUAAAUUAUUAUUUAUAGCCUUUUAUGAAAAACAUUGUACAUUUUAUUUGUAACACGGUUUAAUUGUAUUAAGGUCUUCAACGUAAGGAGUUAACAUUUAGAAGAAUGGUUGCACAUGUUUAUUAUGUUUUGAAAUGUAAUAUGAUUUUUCCCUUAUACAAAUAUAUUAUUAUUAUCAUUAUUAUUAUUAUUAUUAUUAUUAUUAUUAUUAUUAUAUAUUAUUAUUAUUAUUAUUAUUAUUAUUAUUAUUCUUUCUUUUAAAUGGUUCUAUAAUAUUUGAUGCGAGCACAACAUAAUAUAAUAAUAAUUUAAAUCAUCUUUGAUAUAAUAGUUAAUUGUAUAAAUUAUACAACAAUAUUUUGUACGAGACAUAUUCCAAAACCGUUUGCACUUGAACAAAGAAAAACAGUAUCGACAUUUAAAUGUUCACAAACGCUUAAAGUGUUUCUAAUCAAAGUUUGUUUAGAGAAUCUGUUGUCAUAUAAAUAAUACUAAUUUUUUCGUUUUAAUAGUAUGUUUUUUAUCAACAUGUAACGACUUCUUCUCCGAUCAAGAAACUAAGAUUAGGUUAGAGCUGCACCCUUACAGAUUGACAGUUUUUCUUUUAGUUUUUGUCUCAGAAUCAGCUUUUAGUAAUAAAACCUUUUUUUACGCAAAUAUGAAAAACUGCGAUCUGUUCUUUUGUCAGCAGUCUCAUAUCACUGGUUUGCAAAUAAUCACGCAAAAAUUGGCUCAUUCCAAGACAUUUGUUUUUUGGUCAAAACGGUAAAUCUGUGAGGGUGCUGUUUUAAACCACGUUGUUGUAUUUUGUUUAAAUGCGAGCAUACAUUUUUGCAUUAAAACUAUAAUUGUCCAAUUCACUGAACCCUGGUAUAAACUAAACACUUGUAUGUAAGCACAAAAAUUGACUUCAUGUGGAAUAGAAAAGUAAUAUAGUUUGGCAUUCUUCAACCUAAUUUGUAUUGCUUGCAUUCGUUUCGUUGUUUCAUUUUGGAAGUUAUUAGUAUACGUUAAAUGUCCUUUGUCCAUCCUUCAAUCGUCCACACUUGGUUAGCUUAUACUUCUGAGUCCAUAGUUGUCAAAGACACCGUUAAAAACCUUAAGAAACCGGCCCAUGUGCAGUAAAAAGCUAGGUUACAAGAUAUAUAAAAGGAUAAGCUUCGUUACUCUCAAGGGUCACAAGUUUGGUCCAUAUGCAGUGACAUUUGAUCAGAUUGUGUUUAUUUCUACAUAAAUACAUGUUUAAUUUUGAUACUUGUUCAUGUGCUAUCAAACAUUCGUUGAUUAUGUCAAACACUUAAAACUCCUUGCUGGCUCACCAAUUUCCACAAUUUACACCCAAUAUUCAUCCAAUAAUAUUAAAAGGUUUGUUUCGAAGAGCAAUGUUACUCAGGCGAGCAAUAUAGAACCAGUAUGACCCUCGUGUUACACAUUUGCUAUUUUAUGUUGUACUUAUGGUUAGUUUUUAGUUAAAUUGUUUAUGUUUAGUUUUAGUGUUUUUGCUUGAUUUUAAUAAACUGUAAGGCAAA